UUAUUGUGAACUAACUUAAAAUGUUUCCUUGGAUUUUUUUUUAAAUUUAUUAUUUUUUGUUAUUUUCAACCGCUUACCUAAAAAAUAAUUAGAACAGUUUCUCUUUAACUGAUGGCUUUAGUGGCCGAAUGGCGUUCUAUCAUAGUCCUAUGCAAAAGGGGGAUGAAUAAAAAACAACUAUCCUCACUCACGUUUAGUUUUCAAGAAAAGCUUGAUUUGAUACUACACUAAAACAAGUUUUUUUACUCUUGUAAAUGGUUGUAAAAUAAGUGCGUGUGGUGACUGUGUGUUGUGUGAAAAUGACAGACAUGCCUCCUUAUCUCGCUGUAAAAGAUGAGGAGGACAGUGCCCAAGGUGAUAGCGAGAGUAGUUCAGAAAUUGACGACUGGGAUUUGCCUCUAAGCUACGAAAAACCCAGGCAUUUGGAGCCUAUAAAGGGUGCUGAACGUGUGGAGCACUCAUGGAGAGUCAAGGAAAAGUACAAGACACACUGCGUAGCACUGGUGCUGUGCCUCAACGUGGGGGUGGAUCCUCCAGACGUCGUCAAGACCCAGCCCUGCGCCCGUCUCGAGUGCUGGAUCGACCCCUUGUCGCAGUCGCCAAAUAAGGCCCUCGAGAACAUCGGACACGCCUUACAGUCGCAAUAUGAGCGCUGGCAGCCUCGGGCGCGAUACAAGCAGUCCUUAGACCCUACGAGCGAUGAGGUGAAAAAGCUCUGCUGCUCGCUCCGACGGAACGCCAAAGAUGAACGGGUUCUCUUCCACUACAACGGACACGGCGUGCCCAAGCCCACCAGCCAGGGCGAGAUCUGGGUCUUCAACAGGGCAUACACACAAUACAUCCCGUUAUCCAUGUACGACCUACAAACGUGGAUGGGCGCGCCGUCGCUAUACGUGUACGACUGCUCGAACGCCGGCGUCAUCGUCGACAACUUCCGCGCGUUUGCGGACCAGCAUGAGCGCGACUACGAGAUGCAACUAAACAGCAAAGGCUCCGGCACGCCACCCCCGCUCGUGUCCUACAAGAACUGCAUCCAGCUCGGCGCCUGCGCGGCCGGCCAGUCCCUGCCCAUGAGUCCCGAGCUGCCCGCGGACCUGUUCACGGCCUGCCUCACGACGCCCGUCAAGAUGGCCAUGAAGUGGUUCGUGCUGCGUCACACGAGGGCUGCCAGCGUGCACCAGCAUAUACACGACGUGCACGACCUCAUCGACAAAAUCCCCGGCCAAGUAACCGACCGCCGCACGAUGCUCGGUGAGCUGAACUGGAUCUUCACCGCCAUCACCGACACAAUCGCCUGGAACUCUUUACCCCCUGAGCUGUUCCAGCAGCUGUUCCGAGCUGAUCUCCUCACGGCCAGUCUGUGCCGGAACUUCCUACUUGCUGACCGCAUCAUGAGGUCGUACAACUGCACCCCAGUAUCCUCCCCGCCGCUGCCGUCGCUCGCGCAGCACGCGCUGUGGGCCGCCUGGGACCAGACCCUGGACCUGGCGCUGGCCCAGCUGCCCGCCAUGCUGGGGCCCUCGCCGCGCGUCUACCACCACUCGCCGUUCUUCAGGGACCAGCUCACCGCGUUCCAAGUGUGGCUGGAUCUAGGGAAAUCCAACUCGCUGAGCGGCGGGCUGUGGUCGCGGCCGCCGCCCGACCAGCUGCCCAUGGUGCUGCAGGUGCUGCUCAGCACGCUGCACCGCGUGCGCGCGCUGCAGAUCCUGUGCCGCUUCCUGGCGCUCGGCCCCUCCGCCGUGCGCGCCGUCCUCCACGUCGGCAUCUUCCCCUACAUGCUCAAGCUGCUGCAGGCCUCCGCGCACGAGCUCAGGGCCUCCAUGGUCUACAUCUGGGCCAAGAUCAUAGCCGUGGACCCGAGUUGCCAAGUGGACCUGGUGAACGCAAAAGGGCACAAAUAUUUUCUGUCGAUCCUGGCAGAUUCUACCGUUGAUAGCGAGCACCGAACGCUGGCAGCGUACGUUCUGGCGGGAAUCGUCGACAACUAUCCCGCCGGCCAAGAAGCGGCGCAACAGGGCUCUAUGAUCUCAAUAUGCCUCGAGCAGCUAUCCGACCCGUCGUGGCUGCUGCGGCAGUGGGCGUGCAUCUGCCUCGGGCGGCUGUGGCGCGGCUGCGACGCGGCGCGCUGGGCCGGCGUGCGAGACUUAGCACACGAGAAACUGUAUCCGUUGCUGCGGGAGCCACACACUGAGGUUCGCGCAGCAUGCGCAUUCGCGCUCGGCACGUUCGUGGCCGCCGGGGGAUGCUGGCCGCGCACGGAACACGCGAACGCCUUGGACCAGCAAGUCGGGGCCGAACUUGCUCGGGCCCUCCCUCACGACGCCAGCCCGCUCGUGCGAGCUGAAACCCUGCACGCUCUCCAAUGGCUGGUACUAAUAUUCGAGCAGCACUUUAUCGCUGUUUAUAUCCAAGAAAGGAUGAGGAAAAGUGACAGGGCCGGGCACGCGGGGGCGGGCGGCCCCGUGGACGCGGGGCAGGACGCGCUGGUGGCGGGCGGGCCCGGCCGCGCGCCCGCGCCGCGCCGCCCGCAGCAGGCGCUGCCCACCAUCGGUUUUGGGUCGGUAUACAUGAAACUGUGGAACACCCUGAUAUCGAUGUCGAAAGAGCCGCACCCUCAAGUCUCGCACAUGGCUACUGAUAUCAUCAACUACAUCUCAAACCAGCUGGACAACGUCUCCCGCGACAUCGACCCCCGCGGGCUGGGCGCGCACGGCUCGGGCGGCUCCUCCAGCCUCCCCCCCUCCCCCAACCUGCGCCCCGCCUUGUGUGCGUGUGCUAACGUGCGUGUGUGUGUAGACAGCCGGCGCGGGCGCGGUGGGCUGCCGAGCACCAUCUCCGAAGACUCCAUGGCGAGCCGCGAGCGGGACUCGGUCUCAUCUACUUCUAGUCAACAGUCAAAGAAACCAAUAGUGUCCACGCAAUUCGUGGAAUGGGCGCACACGCUGUUCGCGCGAGCGGACGCGGAGGCGGGCGCGGGCGCGGGCGCGGGCGCGGGAGCGGGCGCGGAGCCGGACGUGGAGUCGCGGGCUCACCACGCGCGCGUGUGGCGGUACCAGCGGAACAGGAGGCUGAGGAAUGAAGCCAAAGCGUUGGUGGGAUCAAAAGUGCCGCGAUUAGAAACACAGGCUUUCCACUCGCGAUGUCAGUUGCCGCCCGGUGUGAUUCUCUUCCACCCCUAUGAACAGCACAUUGCGUUGGCCUUCAAAGACAAUUUUGGGAUCUGGGAUUGGGGUACAGCCGCCAAGCUAUGUGUGGGGGCGUGGCGCAAGACGUGGGGCCGAGUCACUGCCCUCGCCUACCUCAACGCCCACGAGAGGGCGCUGCUCGCCGUGGCCAGCCACCAGGGCCACGUCGCCAUCUACAGGCCAACCGGCAGCAGUAUGGAGCCGGCGCUGGUGUCGGCGUGGCGCGCGCUGGACGUGCGGCCCGCCGCCGACUACCGGCCGCCGCCCGCGCAGCCGCUCUACAGUACGUACCCCGCACUCUGUGUACAGGCCCACGGCAGCAGUAUGGUGGCGGCGUGGCGCGCUGGACGUGCGGCCCGCCGCCGACUACCGGCCGCCGCCCGCGCAGCCGCUCUACAGUACGUACCCCGCACUCUGUGUACAGGCCCACGGCAGCAGUAUGGUGGCGGCGUGGCGCGCUGGACGUGCGGCCCGCCGCCGACUACCGCCCGCCGCCCGCGCAGCCGCUCUACAGUACGUACCCCGCACUCUGUGUACAGGCCCACGGCAGCAGUAUGGUGGCGGCGUGGCGCGCUGGACGUGCGGCCCGCCGCCGACUACCGGCCGCCGCCCGCGCAGCCGCUCUACAGUACGUACCCCGCACUCUGUGUACAGGCCCACGGCAGCAGUAUGGUGGCGGCGUGGCGCGCUGGACGUGCGGCCCGCCGCCGACUACCGGCCGCCGCCCGCGCAGCCGCUCUACAGUACGUACCCCGCACUCUGUGUACAGGCCCACGGCAGCAGUAUGGUGGCGGCGUGGCGCGCUGGACGUGCGGCCCGCCGCCGACUACCGGCCGCCGCCCGCGCAGCCGCUCUACAGUACGUACCCCGCACUCUGUGUACAGGCCCACGGCAGCAGUAUGGUGGCGGCGUGGCGCGCUGGACGUGCGGCCCGCCGCCGACUACCGGCCGCCGCCCGCGCAGCCGCUCUACAGUACGUACCCCGCACUCUGUGUACAGGCCCACGGCAGCAGUAUGGUGGCGGCGUGGCGCGCUGGACGUGCGGCCCGCCGCCGACUACCGGCCGCCGCCCGCGCAGCCGCUCUACAGUACGUACCCCGCACUCUGUGUACAGGCCCACGGCAGCAGUAUGGUGGCGGCGUGGCGCGCUGGACGUGCGGCCCGCCGCCGACUACCGGCCGCCGCCCGCGCAGCCGCUCUACAGUACGUACCCCGCACUCUGUGUACAGGCCCACGGCAGCAGUAUGGUGGCGGCGUGGCGCGCUGGACGUGCGGCCCGCCGCCGACUACCGGCCGCCGCCCGCGCAGCCGCUCUACAGUACGUACCCCGCACUCUGUGUACAGGCCCACGGCAGCAGUAUGGUGGCGGCGUGGCGCGCUGGACGUGCGGCCCGCCGCCGACUACCGGCCGCCGCCCGCGCAGCCGCUCUAACAGUACGUACCCCGCACUCUGUGUACAGGCCCACGGCAGCAGUAUGGUGGCGGCGUGGCGCGCUGGACGUGCGGCCCGCCGCCGACUACCGGCCGCCGCCCGCGCAGCCGCUCUACAGUACGUACCCCGCACUCUGUGUACAGGCCCACGGCAGCAGUAUGGUGGCGGCGUGGCGCGCUGGACGUGCGGCCCGCCGCCGACUACCGCCCGCCGCCCGCGCAGCCGCUCUACAGUACGUACCCCGCACUCUGUGUACAGGCCCACGGCAGCAGUAUGGUGGCGGCGUGGCGCGCUGGACGUGCGGCCCGCCGCCGACUACCGGCCGCCGCCCGCGCAGCCGCUCUACAGUACGUACCCCGCACUCUGUGUACAGGCCCACGGCAGCAGUAUGGUGGCGGCGUGGCGCGCUGGACGUGCGGCCCGCCGCCGACUACCGGCCGCCGCCCGCGCAGCCGCUCUACAGUACGUACCCCGCACUCUGUGUACAGGCCCACGGCAGCAGUAUGGUGGCGGCGUGGCGCGCUGGACGUGCGGCCCGCCGCCGACUACCGGCCGCCGCCCGCGCAGCCGCUCUACAGUACGUACCCCGCACUCUGUGUACAGGCCCACGGCAGCAGUAUGGUGGCGGCGUGGCGCGCUGGACGUGCGGCCCGCCGCCGACUACCGGCCGCCGCCCGCGCAGCCGCUCUACAGUACGUACCCCGCACUCUGUGUACAGGCCCACGGCAGCAGUAUGGUGGCGGCGUGGCGCGCUGGACGUGCGGCCCGCCGCCGACUACCGGCCGCCGCCCGCGCAGCCGCUCUACAGUACGUACCCCGCACUCUGUGUACAGGCCCACGGCAGCAGUAUGGUGGCGGCGUGGCGCGCUGGACGUGCGGCCCGCCGCCGACUACCGGCCGCCGCCCGCGCAGCCGCUCUACAGUACGUACCCCGCACUCUGUGUACAGGCCCACGGCAGCAGUAUGGUGGCGGCGUGGCGCGCUGGACGUGCGGCCCGCCGCCGACUACCGGCCGCCGCCCGCGCAGCCGCUCUACAGUACGUACCCCGCACUCUGUGUACAGGCCCACGGCAGCAGUAUGGUGGCGGCGUGGUCUGGCGCAGCUGGUGUCGGAGCAGUUCCUGUCCGCGGAGGAGCGCGCCGCGCCGCCGCCGCAGGACCAUGCCCUGGGCGCGGGCGCGGCGGGCGGGGCGGGCGGGGCGGGCGGGGCGGGCGGCGCGGCGUACAGCCCGCCGCCGCCGCCCGUGCUGCUGCGCUGGAGCGCGCGGCGCCGCUCGCUGGCGCUGGCCGGCCUGGCCGCCUCCAUCCGCCUGUGGGACGCCAGCGCCGAGCUGCUGGAGGCCGACAUUAACACGGAAUGCGAGAGCGCAGCGACCUCCCUCUGGCGGGGCUCCACGGACGCGUGGUCCAUCGUGGCGGGCUUCGCCGACGGCUCCGUGCGCGCCUGGGACUGCCGCGCCGCCCGCGCCGCCGCCACCCUGCAGCACCACCGCGCCCCCGUGCUCUGCGCCGUGCCCAGGACCGACACCCACAAGCUGGUCGCCGGCUGCAUGAACGGCGAGAUCCGCAUCUACGACACGAGGAAGAUGGAGGCCGUGGAGACGGUGCGCGCGCCCGGCCCGCUCGCCGCCGUCGACGUGCACCCGCUGCUGGACCUCGUCGCCUGCGGUUCUGUGAACCAGUCAAUCAGCUUGUACGACCUGAGCGGCAACGCGCUCAACACCAUCAAGUCCCACGAGGGCUUCAUGGGCAUGGGCACUCGCAUCGGGCCCGUGUGCUGCCUCGCCUUCCAUCCUCUAAGGUCAGUACAGCCCUGUGGCAACUCAACACCAUCAUCACACGAGGGCUUCAUGGGCAUGGGCACUCGCAUCGGGCCCGUGUGCUGCCUCGCCUUCCAUCCUCUAAGGUCAGUACAGCCCUGUGGCAACUCAACACCAUCAUCACACGAGGGCUUCAUGGGCAUGGGCACUCGCAUCGGGCCCGUGUGCUGCCUCGCCUUCCAUCCUCUAAGGUCAGUACAGCCCUGUGGCAACUCAACACCAUCAUCACACGAGGGCUUCAUGGGCAUGGGCACUCGCAUCGGGCCCGUGUGCUGCCUCGCCUUCCAUCCUCUAAGGUCAGUACAGCCCUGUGGCAACUCAACACCAUCAUCACACGAGGGCUUCAUGGGCAUGGGCAAUCGCAUCGGGCCCGUGUGCUGCCUCGCCUUCCAUCCUCUAAGGUCAGUACAGCCCUGUGGCAACUCAACACCAUCAUCACACGAGGGCUUCAUGGGCAUGGGCACUCGCAUCGGGCCCGUGUGCUGCCUCGCCUUCCAUCCUCUGAGGUUAGUUGUGGCCUUGGUUGAGUUAAAAAUAAGUUUUUUAGUAAAAUUCUAUACAAGAUUUGAUAUGUACUUUAUUUUCAAUAUUUAACUAAUACUAAAGAGAAUUUGAAAUAGAAGUGGAUUGUCAAUAUGGCAGUAAAUUUACUCUGGCUACAAAGUUUUCUUUGACAAUCCACCUCUAUUUUAAAUUCUGCAGUUUUACCAAAUGCACAGGUAAAACGGAGCGUGUGUGGCAUUCAACUGUGCAGUUUCCUAUACAGCAGCUGUGCAAUUGAACUGUACAGGCAAAACUGCGCAGGCACACCCUAGUGUGUAUGGCCAGCUUUAAUCUAUCAAUUUGAAAUGUUUGCGACUAAAAUCGAUAACGGCCUCUUACAGUAAUAGAGUAUAAAUGUCAGGUUUGUAAUUUGGCAGAUGCGCGCUGGGGGUGGGCUCGAAGGACUCGG
Molecule: messenger RNA, 7389 nt
Organism: Cydia pomonella (codling moth)
Lineage: Eukaryota; Metazoa; Arthropoda; Insecta; Lepidoptera; Tortricidae
Gene: raptor
Exons: 27
Coding region: 300-7031 (2243 amino acids)
Biological process (GO): positive regulation of cell growth; TORC1 signaling; cellular response to starvation
Cellular component (GO): cytoplasm; TORC1 complex
Molecular function (GO): protein binding; protein-macromolecule adaptor activity
Source: RefSeq, a predicted model, not a curated record